GGUCGGAAUCCGGAAGCGUCGCAGCGCUACUUUGGCCCUGAAGCUGUUGGCGCCGGGAUAGAGCUGGGGUCGCAGCAUCGCCAUGGCAGCGCUGAGGCGGCACGUGUUCGUGGAGAAAGUUCUGAGGAGGCUUUUCCCUAGUGUUCCCUGUGGCCAAGAAAAGAGGGUACCCGUGGCUCCAGCUUCUGGAAACCCAGCGGAGAGGGUGGCCACUACGGACCUCAGGGGCAGGAGUGCCACCACCUUGACAGGUGGAGACUCCAAGGUACCUCCUCGAAGGCGGCUCUACACGGCGAGUUUGCCUCCUGAGGGGUACGUCCCAGCCCCCCCAGAGCCGCAGGCCAGCCCGGCCUCCGAGGACAGCUCGGGCAGCGAUGACGCGGGAAAAGGAUGCCCCCUCUCAGAUCAGGAUUUUCACGACCAACCAAAGAGAAGAAGAGCUAGAAAGCAUAAAUCGAAGAAAAAUUCUAAAGAUCCCAAUAAUAUUCAUGGAGAACAAGAAGAAUUAGAGAAACAGCAGAGUCUUUUGCAAGAAAAAUCGCAGCCACAGUGCACAGAUGGCCCCACCAUCAGCAGAAAUAAAAAAAGGAAACUGAAAAAGAAACAGCAGAUUAAAAGGAAAAAAGCAGCCGGCGUGAUCACCAAAGCUUCUGGCGCCAACUUCCUGUACCAGCCUGAGCAGAGCGACAGCGAGCGCGACGUCGAGCAGCAAAGUGAUGGCGGGGACGGAGCAGACGCCCGCGGGGGGGAUGGCGCAGACGCCCGCGGGCACUGCAGUACAGACACCGGUGAGGAAAACCAUAAAGACAGCAAUGAGGAAGGUGUUAAAAGUAUCAGUGAAAAGGCGGCUGGUAUCCUGAACUUUCUAAAGUCAACACAAGAAAUUUAUUUUUAUGACGGUAUCUGCCAGGAUCCAGGCUCGGCCGUCCUCCUGGAAACCACUCAGGAGCUAUUUAAGCAUCUUGACGGUCACGGCCUGUCCCCCUCAGAUGUGCUCCUGCUGGAUCACAUGAAAAGCCUGUUACUUCUGCAAGAUACCCAAGGGCUGAAACGAGCCCUCGAAAUGUUCCCGGAACGCUGCACACUGCCGCCAGACCAUGCCAGAGUGCUCGUGGCCCUCUUUAAUUACUGGAUCACACACGUCCUUCCUGAGAAACAGUGAAUCGAAUCGGUGCAUCUAUUUGAGAAGAGCUAACAUUUGGCCAGAAACUGUAAAAGGCAAACAUGAAAUCGACAGAGACAUGAUUCCUGCGUACAAAAAGACGGAAUCCCCUAAGUUUUCUUCACAGCCCAAAUGGAACGUAGCCCGAUGGGAACGUUGAAGACCUCACCGCCAUGUUAUUUAUUCAUGUGUUGUGCACAGCGGGCAAGAUGCGAUCUGAGACUUUAAGUGAGAAAUUGGGAUAAAAUGGAAAAUUUUCACUGAUCUGAAAUGGCUUGUCUCAGAUUACUACACAGUGAUCCUGUUUUUCUGAUUCUGCUAAAAAUUGAAAACGGAUUUUCUGUUAAAUAAACUACAGUUUGAAGUUGUUAUUUAUUUUUAUGAAGCUUAAAUUGCUUUGUAUUUGCAAGUCUGUGUUCUAAGAACACCUUGUAGACAUUAAAUGCUCUGGUUUCAGUA
Messenger RNA from Herpailurus yagouaroundi (jaguarundi), 1621 nucleotides. It is a transcript of the gene ERICH1, whose product is annotated as glutamate rich 1. The record is from RefSeq and is a predicted model, not a curated record. The transcript has 6 exons. NCBI's taxonomy places the organism in Eukaryota, Metazoa, Chordata, Mammalia, Carnivora, Felidae. Bases 83 to 1162 code for a protein of 359 amino acids.